Messenger RNA from Melospiza georgiana, 13116 nucleotides. It is a transcript of the gene UBN2, whose product is annotated as ubinuclein 2. Lineage: Eukaryota; Metazoa; Chordata; Aves; Passeriformes; Passerellidae. The record is from RefSeq and is a predicted model, not a curated record. The transcript has 17 exons. Bases 1 to 3957 code for a protein of 1318 amino acids. Gene Ontology annotation, cellular component: nucleus.
AUGGCGGAGCCGCGCCGGGUGCCGUUCAUUAGCCUGUCACCCGUGCGGCGCCGCGAGGGCGAGAGCCCGGCGCUGGAUCGAGAGGCGGCGGGCCGCGACCCGGAGCCACCUCCGGCGGGCCGUGAGGCGCCACCGCCGGAGCCGCCGCCGCACGAGCCGCCCGGCGACAGCGCUGCCCGCCCGGAGCCGCCCCGAGACCCCGGCCGGCCCGAGCAGCCGCCGCAGCGGGAGCCCCCACGGCCCGAGCCACCGCCGCUGCCGCCACCGCCGCGCCAGAGCGGGCGGCAGGAGCCGCCGCCGCCGCGGGAGGCGCUCCCGCUCCGCCAGACGGUCCGCCUGGAGGUGGUGCUGAAGGACCCCACCGAGGAGGGCUGCGUGGAGUUCAGCUACCCGGAGCUGCUGCUGUGCGGGGACUCGCGGAAGAAAUCGGUUCAUUUAGAGGAUCCAUAUAACGAUGAACAACGUGAGCGACAUGAAGUAGAAAUGCUUGCCAAGAAGUUUGAGGCAAAAUACGGUGGCAAGCCCCACAAGCAUCGGAAAGAUCGCCUGCAGGAUCUGAUCGACAUCGGCUACGGCUACGACGAGACAGACCCUUUCAUUGAUAACUCUGAAGCGUAUGAUGAAUUGGUUCCUGCAUCCCUGACAACCAAAUAUGGAGGGUUUUAUAUCAACACUGGUACACUGCAGUUUCGCCAGGCAUCUGAAUCAGAGGAUGAAGACUUUGCAGAAGACAAAAAGCAUAGGCCACCUAAAAUAGCAAAGUUGAAAGAAAGUGAAGAUCGUGGAAUGAAGAAACGCAAGCGAAAAGAUGAAGGGACAGAGAAGGAGAAGAAGCCUCGGAAAAUGAAAGUUCCUAAGCAGUUGGGAGUAAUGGCCUUAAAUUCACACAAGUCUGAGAAGAAGAAAAAGAAAUUGUAUAAAGACUCUCUCUCUCUGGCUGCCAUGAUCCGUAAAUUUCAAAAGGAGAAGGAAGCCAUGAGGAAGAAGGAACCUAGUCCAAAACCUCCAGCGACUGUUGCAACCUCUACCCCUAGUAAAAUUCCUUCCUCCUCUCUCAGUGCAGGAAAUGAAAUCUCUGACUUGAAUCUUAGGAUCAAUGAUCCUGUCCUCUCCAUUUUUGGUAGCACAAAUGAACCUGAGCUCCUGCAAGAAACUGAAAGUGCCCUGGAGAUGUUGGGGGACAUUGACUUUGACAAGUUGCUUGAUGGCACUUCUGAUGGCAGCCCGGUCUCUGAGCUGUCAGGAGAGAAUGGAAAUGUCACUCAGGCAACCUACACCUCUCAGGUCAUGACACCCAAGCAGGUGCCUGCCCUCCCUGAAGGUCUGCCUGUGCUACUUGAAAAGCGCAUUGGAGACCUUCGAACAGCUGCCAAGAUGUUUGAUGAAGAAGGCAGGAAGAAGUUUUUCACACAAGACAUGAAUAAUAUUCUUCUGGACAUUGAGCUGCAGCUGCAGGAGGUGAAUCCUGCCAUCCGCAAUGGAGUCUACUCACACCUGGAGGCUUUCGUGCCGUGCAAUAAGGACACGCUUAUAAAGCGCCUGAAGAAGUUACACCUCAAUGUCCAGGAUGACCGCUUGAGAGAGCCAUUGCAGAAGCUGAAGCUGGCUGUCAGUAACGUCAUGCCUGAACAGUUAUGCAAGUAUCAGGAGGACUGUCAGGCCCGCAAUCAAGCCAAGAAUGCCAAGUUGCAAGCAGAAGAUGAACGAGAGAAAAAUGGAUCAGAGGAAGAUGAUGAUGAGAAACCUGGAAAGAGGGUUGUUGGACCCAGAAAGAAGUUUCACUGGGAUGACACAGUGAGGUCUCUGUUGUGUAAUCUUGUCAAGAUCAAGCUGGGAUGUUAUGAGCUAGAGCCAAAUAGAAGUCAGUCUGCUGAAGAUUACCUCAAAACCUUUAUGGAAACGGAAGUGAAACCACUUUGGCCUAAAGGCUGGAUGCAGGCAAGGAUGCUUUUUAAGGAAAGCCGAAGUGUUCACAAUCACCUCACUUCUGCUCCGGCAAAGAAGAAAGUGAUUCUGGCCCCUAAACCCAAAGUGAAGGACUCCAGUCCAAAAAAAGAACAGAAAACCUGUAUAUCUUCAGUCAAUUCAAGUUGUGCUCCUGUACUGAGUUCCAGUGCAGCUGCAUGCACCCCAGCCAGCUCUAGCUGCACAGCAGCUCCAGAGACCAUCUGCUUGGAUGACUCACUGGAUGAAGACCUCUCUUUCCACCCACCCUCACUGGACUCUGUUUCUGAUGCUCUGGCAGUUAUCAAUAAUGGUGCCAAGGGAUCACCUCUUGGGUCCACCAUAGACACAACAACACCCAGACCUCGCCCUGGGCUGAGGGAAGAGAAACUAGCAAGCAUUAUGAGUAAGUUGCCUCUGGCAACUUCAAAGAAAGUAGAGCCCACUCAAACAUCCCAUUCAUCAAGUCUUAUUGCUGGUCACACAGGGCCAGUACCAAAGAAACCCCAGGACUUAGUUCACACUGGUAUCUCUUCAGGCCUUAUUGCUGGAUCUUCAAUUCAAAAUCCCAAGGUUUCCUUAGAGCCUUUGCCAGCCAAACUACUUCAACAAGGACUACAGAGGUCAAGUCAGAUCCAAGCUGCUUCCUCCUCUUCUCAGACUCAUGUUUCUUCCUCUAAGACUCAAGCAGCUAUUUCCACCUCCUCUCAAAGAACCAAGGAUAUCUUGGUAUCAUCUGCUGAGGCUCAAGGUGGUACUUCCUCAACAUCACAAGUGACAAAGGUGCACCAGCAUUCAGCUGUACAACAGAAAUACGUAUCUCCCUUACAAGCAACUAUUAGUAAAUCACAGAGCAAUCCUGUGGUGAAAUUGAGUAGUAAUCCCAAACUCUCUUGCUCAUCACCAGUGCUCAAGGCUCAAGAUAAGUCUGUAGUGUAUCGCCUGCCUUUGUCUAAUCCUUCCUCUGGAAGUGGCUCUCAAGUGUCUCACCCACUGGUUUCUCGGACAACAUGCAGCACCUCUACCUCUAGUAACUAUUUAGCCAAGGCUAUGGUGUCACAAGUUUCUUCCCAGGGUUUCAAGCCUCCCUUCUCCAUGGCUGCCUCUCCCAAACCUGCUGCCUCUCCCAAGCCCACUUCAUCUAAGCCCUCUGUGACACCCAAGCCCAAUGCAUCACCUAAAUUUUCAUCCAAGUCCACCUCAUCCCCCAGGCCUGCAACAACACCCAGUUCUUCCAGUUCAAGUGCACUAGUUUCCCAGAGUAGUCACUCCAGCAACAACCCCCUUCAUAAGCAGACCAGUGGUGUAAAUAUCAGCAGGCAGUCUCCCACAGUGAAUUUGCUGUCCUCUAAUCGCACCUCAGGCCUUCAGCCUGCAAAAAACCCUCAGGCUUCUUCAAAAUUGCCCAACUCUUCUCCUUCUGGGACUGUUGGUAAAAAUAAUCUGGGUGGAGUUGGAAUGAAUGUACCUGCCAGCAGAGGCAGUAACCUUAACUCAAGUGGAGCUAGUAGGACUAGUCUGUCUGGGGGAGCAGGAAGUGGAACGCAGGGUGCUACUAAACAAUUGUCAACUCCACACAGACCAUCUUCUGCCUCAGGGUCUCCAGUUGUAGCAGCCAGCGUGCAGUCAACAGCAGGAGCAUCACUACUGGCUAAUGCCUCACCUCUGACUCUCAUGGCAUCACCCCUGUCUGUGACCAGUCAGAACGUGACGUCUGCACCAUUAACUCCUUUUGGGAUGCUGGGUGGCCUUGUUCCUGUGACUGUGCCCUUCCAGUUUCCCUUGGAGCUGCUUGGCUUUGGGACGGACACAGCUGGAGUGACAACCACCUCGGGAUCUACCUCAGCGGCUUUCCACCACAGCCUAACUCAGAACUUACUGAAGGGUUUACAGCCAGGUGCUCAGCAUGCAGCAACGCUGUCUCACUCACCUCUGCCUGCUCACUUGCAGCAAGCUUACACAGAUGGAGGCCAAAGUAAAGGGGACACUAAGUUACAGCGGAAAAACCAGUGACUUCUGGACAAGCAAGGGAGCUGAAGCAGUUCUGGUUGGCUGACAGAAUCUGCCCAGUUGGGAAAGUGCUUAUUGUCACAGGGCUGCUGUUUCUGUCAAUGUUUACAUAUUCUGAUCCUAAGCACUGUGGUGAGAGGAAGAAGAAAAAUAAAACAAUACUUGAUCAAAGAGAGAAGGAAAAGGAGGACUGGUCCUCCUGGUCAUGCAAACUGGUAGUAGUUUGAUAUUGCCUAAAGAAACAACCUUUUGUUAUCUGCUCUGAUUGGCUCUUAAAAGAAAUUGAUCGUCAAACCCACAGCAGCACCAACAUUUUGUUUCUGGGUGAAGUCCAAUGAGAAGUGGAAAUGGUGAAAGGUGCUAGAAUAGGUUUCUCCAUUCAAGGUGGAAUCAUCCACUUCCUUAGUGCCCAAAGUGCCCAGUAUAAGAUGACAUGUAGGUCCUGAGUGUACUAUAUGGUUGUGGACCAAAGGUUAUGUAGAAUAGAGAUGGUGCUGGGAUACUUUGCAUUAUAAUUAAACCUUUAGACAAAAGCAGUUUCUGAUAAUGGGCAUUGAUCCAGCUUUAGAAGGCUGUUUGACUUUAGGGAGCCUACAGAUGUAUGCAGUCUCAGUAGAGAAUUGUCUUCAAAAACAGAUCUGGUACAUCAGUAUGUGAGACACAGACUAUUUGAUUUAUUUUCAGGGUUUUUUUUAGUACAAAAGUUCUUAUUUAAGGGAGGAAGGGGAUGGAAAUUCAUUUACAUAAAAAGAAACCCACAUUUUAUUGGUCAGACUAGCAUUUCUUUCCCACAUUUUUUUUUAAACCGCACUAAUAUUUCAGUAUUUUCAUUUGUUAAACUUUCUUUUACCUUGUGCUUAUUUGCUACUGGAAAGAUACUCUAUUCAUGUCUUUCAUGAACCAGAACAAGUUCUUUUCUCAUUCUCAGGCUUCAUCCUUUAUGUAACUCCUCCCAGAAGCCAUGCAUUAUAUUGAUUUGCUCGUUAAAGAAAGCUGAUUGUGACCUGUUCCAGAGUCAGAUAAAUACUGCUUCAGGCAUUAGCCAAAGAGGAGUCGUUCAAAAGCGACCAGAGGUGCCUUCUCUUCUGGGGGCUGAAUGGGUUGUCUCCAGCAUUUCCAGCCCCUGCUGGCCUGGGGAGUUUUACCUGAACUCUUUCUUACAUGGCUGCACAAGACUGCAGAGCUGGCUUUGUUGUUUGGUUUUGUUUUGUUUUUUUUUUCUUUGAUAGCAAUACAUCAACCAGUUCACAUGUAAGAUUAGGAAGCAUCCAACACAUGUUGCACUUUCGACACUAGGACAGAACUUUGCUGUUGAGUCUCUUGAGCUGUCAGAUAAAAGGUGAGAAUGGCAGAAAUUAAAAUAAGUCAUAGGGAAAAGGAGCAAAUAAAUCAGUAUGAUGCCCUUCUCCUUCAACCCUGAAACAUUCCUUUGACCAGAGAUGCUGAAAUUCUUAGUAGAUAGAUCUUCUGGUAGUUUGACUCAGAGACUGAACCAGACACUGCUGGUUAUCUCACACCUUUAGAGAGACUUUGACCCCUGAAUAAUGACUCUUCAAUAUAUUUUGCUAGAUUACUUAGAGCUUGCAGGUUUCUUUUACAUGUGAUUUAUUUUUCUUAGAUCAGACAACAAUUUCUCUUCUAUUUAGAGCUCAUUUUAAUUUUAUAUAAAUAUAUAUACAUAAAUUUAAAAUAAUAUAUAUUGUGUAUUUAGUAUAAAAAUGUUGGGUUGAGCUCAGCAAUAAAUGUUUUUGCACAACACUUCUGUGAAAGACAGAUUGAAUUAAGAUGCAUUAGUUCAUUAGUUUCACUCCACAGCAUCUGCCAAUUAAAUGCUUUUGAGCUGGCACUAAUGUUUUGUAUGUGGUGUGUUGAUCAGAUAAGCUUGCAUCUCCAUCAAGGUUUAGAGUUGAAACACAAACACUUUGUAGACCCUGGCAUUAAUACUGUACAAAUUUAGUCAAAAUACCAUAAACUAUUUAGAGUGCAAGCUUCAUCUGAUACUUUUUUUUCUUUUCUCCAGGAAGGGUUGAAGGAAGCCAACUUUGUUUUUUGAGGCCCAACAGUUCUGACAGGAUGUUAAUUCUCUGAACUGUGUCAAACGUGAGAACUUUAACAAUGCAUGUAGCUAAGGGAGUUGUGGCAGUGAGCCAUUGGGCAGCAAUAUAUUUAAAGGACCCUGUCCUAAGAGAGUUCUACCUCUUCUGUGUUUUCCUCAUCAAGGCAUCCCAUUCAAAUUGUCAUCUUUUGUCUUCAUACUUACUGAAAUUUAGGCUGGGAGACUUGGAGCCCUUUAUAACUACAGCACAAAUUCCCUUUCAACAUUCCUUUCUUCCUGAAAAUGCGCUUCAUCUUCAGUUGAAGAGUAUCCUCUCUAAAUCUUGAGGGCAGGAGUAGUCCUACCUCUGGGUCCUAUUGAGCUUCUCAGUCUUGGGAAACAAGUAAACUAAAACUUAUUGUGGAAAUAAAUACUAGGGUGAUGAAAAUAAAGAUGACCAUACAUUGUUUCUGACAUCAGUUCAAACAACCUCCAGCAGGUAACUCUUCAGUCAUUACACUCCUGUUAUUCAUUAUGCUCCUGAGUGUCUUUUGAAUGAACAACACUGGAGAUGGGGACCCUUUACUUGCUGUUUUCUAUUCUGCUUGGUUAAACCUAGCAAGGCCAAAUCAAAGGAAAUAAUAGGGUGGUUCCCAGAGACCUUUGCAGGUGGCAUAGACAGAAUGGGAAAGAUUACUGCAACGUUUGAAUGCAAAAUUAGGUUAAUGUUUUACUAUCUUCUGUGCAGCAGCUCUUCUGAAGACAUUCCCCCCCCCCCCCCCCCCCAGGUUUUUACUACUUUUUAAGGGCCUUUGUUAAUAAAUAAACUGUAGUUGUGUACAUACUAAAUAAACCCUCAGUAUUCACAAGCAAUAAGAAAGCCAAGUAGAGCUGUCUUUUCAGGCAGUAGGGCUGAACUUGGUUUGGGGAUUGUGUAUGAGCUAACGUGUCAAGCUCUCUGAAAGCCCCAAACAAAUGCAAGCAAUAACUUCAAACAUAGGUUUUUGAUGUUGAAACUGUGUGGGUAGUAUUCCCUGCUACAUGAUCCAAAGUCCCAAAAACCAUGGUAGCUAUGUGAAAUCAUUAGAGACUCCUGCAAAGAAAGAAGGCAGGCUAGAUGAAAAACAGGCUGCAGUUUCCUGAUACCUUGGACUAUAACUGCAGUGUUCUCCCAUUCCAAGACACAAAGAGCCUAAGUCACUUUGUCCAGCCUUCUCUGUUGAUUUGAGAAACAUGUCUAAAUACAGAUAACUGAGUCACAAGUGCGGAUGCUGUGGGUUUCACAUCUGUUUUCUGCUAAUCAGAAGAAACUUUUAAUUACCUGGGUUCUGCUUUGUGUUUGAAUCUGAUCAAAGUUGUCUGAUGCACAGAUUUAGGGGUGGAACAGGUGCCUAAAGCCUGUUCCUUCCUGCAGUCCCAUCACCUGACCCUUCCUCCACACUCCUUCUCCACUUGGUGCAAGACCCUUGAGGACAUGAAAACAGAGAAAUCUGCAACUCUCCCAAGCUGCCAUCAGUUGUGCGAACCAGUAACCCUCCGGGAGUCACCUUGGACUCCCAACUAACUUUGUCACAUUUGCUGCUACAUUCAUAAAAUGAACUUUUGGCUGUAUUUAUUAGCAAAUUUUAAUCUAGUUUACAGGGGUUUUUUGUUUUCUUUUGAUUAGUUUUUGCCCACAGUUGGAUUAGAAGCAUUCGGGUGUUUGGGUUGAUGGGUUUUUUGUUUCGAUUUUUUUGUUGUUGUUGUUUGUUUUUGAGUGAAUUGGUGAAAGCACAGUGGUCCCUCUUCUACUUUUGUUCUGGAUUGUUUUUGAAAAUGGCAUUGCAGGGAAAACCUACAGCCAAGCCAAACUGUGGAAGGCUUUUUCCCACAGCUAACUUCCAUCUUUUGCUGAACUGGGGGGAAAAAUCAUUAAAGGGACGCUUGGUUUUUUGUUUGGACUUGUUAGUUGUUUUGGUUUUGUUUGUUUUGGUUUUUUUUCAUAAAGUGAACCAGAAGGUUAAAGCAUUAGGCAAACAACUGAUUCAUUAACACUUUAUGCAAUUUUAAUUUUAUAGAAGUUUUAAAAAAGGUUGGUAGACUUUGAUUGGUCCAAGCUCUGGUGAAAUGGCUGUUACCCUUCAUAACUUACUUGAUUCAGGCCUUUGUCCUUUGUUUAAGUGCCUUUUUUGGUUUUUUGUUUUAAUUUUAUUUCCCUAUCUUCUUUAAACUUUUCUCAGCGAUCCUGAAGUGCUGGAAAGCAUUUUAGAGGAAAAUCUUAAGCUUGCCAAGAUGGCUUUAUGCUGUUAAACUGGGGUUUUUUUCCCUUUUGUAAAGAAAAAAAACAAAAAACAAAACCAAGUGUGUAAUGUGUGUAACUGCACAGCUGCUGUACUGUGGCAUUGGUUCUAUGUGCUUGUGCAUUCUCUCUCACACAUGCACACACACACACACACACAAGCAAUAUUCCUGAAACCUGUUCAUCUUUCUCCAUUCUCCUGGCUCUGUUAAAUGCUACUUCAAGAAUGAACAUUUGUGCAAAGAUGACAGUACAAUAAAAGAGUGUGUGCAUGAGUGUGUGUAAAUGUGCAGGAGAGAAAGGAAGUGGCUAACGGGAAUGAAACUUGUUGCAUCUUUCUCUGAAGGUUUUGAAUUUGUUUCUUAAUUAGGUCAUGAGUAAAGUGUUAUAGGCCCUUAUUAAUGACUGGAUUGCUUCACACAAUCACUGAGUCUGAGGCAGAGAUGUGUGGCUGACAGCCCCAAGGAGCUGGGGGGUAAAUCGAGUUAAAAUAGCAGCUUGCAACAUAUUUGAAUUGAGAUUAACUGCAAGAAUCUUGUGUGCAGCUGAUCAUAUCUGCUUGAUACCAGUUACUGCAAGGAUUCUUAUAUUUACCAAAGUUGUCACUUUCCACCAUGCAUCCUAUGUAAGAAAGAAUUUGGUAAAACCUGCAAGAGUGCAGCUGCUAAUUGAGUUUAAAGCUAGCUAUGCUUCACAUGCUGCCUAAGUCACUUGUCUUCUUGUACUUUUCAAGUUGUACUUUUCAGUUUGUUGAGAUUUCAUUAGUGGUUUCUUCUCUUACUAUAAUGAACAGUAAGUUCAUGUGUUCUUAGCUGCAGAUAAAUCCUCAUAAUAGUAUCUGUGCUUGUUUCUUUAUCAGACAAAGUUAGCUAUCUCCAAUAGAUGAUCUAGUGAUUUUAACAGCUUUGUGCUGAGGAUCUAUCUAACUUAUGAUUAUUAUAAACAUGAAUACCUGAAAUUAGCACUUCAUUUGUGGACCAAGUGCUAAACUUAAGGUAACAUGCAUGUGCAUCACUAGACUAUUCUAGUUCUGUGAUGUGUUUCCCCUAGGGAAGUUAUAAGUUCGAGUUGCAAUAUGAAAAGGAAGCAUUUAUUUUACAGAGUUGGAAUGGAAUGAUGAGUCCUCCAUGGGUGGAGAACCAGUGUGGAAAGCAGAAAAUAUGGUACCAAAUAUGUUCCUGUGGCAGAGAAAAGCUUAAUUCACUUCUUGGCUUGUCUUCACAUGUUCAAGUUAACCCGUUAGGCAAACUAUGCCAUAAGUGGAUUUCUCCUACCAAUCUAAUGGUGCCGUUCAAAAAUAGGACCAUUGCUGGUAGCUCAGCCAGUUGGAGUGGUAGUUGAAGGUGCUUCUUAAUCUGUUUUAGGUGCAUCAGUGAAGUUACUUCAGUGAGGUUUACCACAUUCACUAAUUACGUUGUUUAAUUCCUUUUGAACACACAUGCUCUUCAUCCUGGGCUAACCUGUGGGAUGAGGAAUCUACAGCUGGUGAUGAUGGCUGACUGCUGCAGUCUUUAACAAGUGGCGCUGUUGUAAAAAUCUGUAUCUGUCUACUGCUUAAGAAAUCACUGCCAAAAUAAGCAGCCAGAAGUAUGCUUACUGGGCCACUGGAAAAAUAACUGUUGCGCAGGGGAAUGCUUUGUGGAAACUUCUGGUGAGGCUUCAUCAUCCUUUUUCUUUGAUGCAGUGAUCCCUUGCUGCUGUAAUAGCCUUUUGGGGCUCUAGAAAGCCCUGGUGCUGCUGUGAGUUAUGCUGAGAGAUCAACAUGGCCUGGAACUGGCCCAAAACUGGGGAAGUACAAAAAUUCCCUGCUACUGUUUUUGCACACUCAUAAGUAAAACUGCUAAUCUUGUCAGUAAUCAAGCAUAUAGUCCUGUCUUUUGUAGCCAUUUUUGACAGCUGUAGUUCUACCCCAACCACCACCAUGUUUUGUAUCUAGAAGUGUGUGUCAGUCUCUUCCAUUGCUGUCAUCUCCUGCUUAAACAAUAACCAUUAGCUACUAAGAUUUUCUUUAUGGUGAAGUAAUCCCAACCAAGCAGUGUACACUAUGUUUGGCUCCUAUCAUGCACAACACUAAAAGGGUUUUUUGUUUCUUCCUAGCAAUGUGUGCAGAUGUGUUUUAUCAAUAAAUAGUCGUAUUUGCUAUUGUCUACUACCAAGAGAAAAAGAGUGGGAGAGAAUAAACCAAAACCAGUCAGAAGAUGCCACUAUCAUAGGCCAAACUGAGCAGUUGCUGAGGUAGACAGAGCUUCAUUGAGACUUAGCAGAUUUCACCAGAGUGGGGGAAGAAACUUUUUUGUGUUCUCAGCUUUUUCCAGCUAAGGCCUUAGUUUGAUUAGUAGUCACUAAUAUCAACUAUGCAGAUAAGUAUUUACGUGUUUCAGUGUUACAUGCAUUCCUUUCCCCAGCUACCCCUCUUAACACAUAUUGAAAUUUUACCCAAAGAAAAUGGAGUAUUUUUGAAUGUCUGUAAUGCAGAACUUUUUGCUAACAUGAAAAAAAAAAAUUGUAUUUUAAAAAAGAAACCCUUUCACUGGUGCAGCACGUAGUGUCAAGUGUCAUGAAGUUGCUUGAGAGGGAAGCUGAAAUCACUUCUUGUGACAGGUUUUCGUCUGAGAGUUUUGUAGAAUAGUCAGCUCUCACAAUGGAUUAAGAAGCUGCAGAAAUGUUUUUUAAUGUACAGAUUGGAUUUGGGAGGAAACUCAUGAGACAUCCCAGGUUUCUUUCCAGCAUCAGAAGUGAAUUAAAGUAAAUUCUCAUUGAAAUGAAGUUGCUUCUAAACAAGGGGAGUUACCAGCUAAAUAAAAACUAAAUCCCAGUCCCCAGGUUCUCACUGGUCUUUUAGUCUUGUUGUAUGUAACUACAAAUAACAAUUUAGCUCAGAGGUGAGAAUUGUAGUAUGUGUUUUAUUGCCGGUGAUUCCAUCAUGUAGCAAUUAGUACCAUGUUCUUGCAUAGUUAUCAAGAUCUGUACUGGAAAUAGAUGGAGAAAUUUUAUUUUUGGACUACUGUAAAAAAAAAAAAAAAAAAACAGCAAAGUUAACUACUCCUUUUUACCCCCCAAAAGUCUACUGAGGAGUACUAUAUUUUAGCAGUUAAACUAGUAUCCUUGUUAAUGUGACUUGUCUCUUGUAGUCUUUUACUGAGCGUUAGAAGCAUUUAAUGAGUAAUCCUUAAAAAGUUGCCAUUCUCUAGCUUAAGAUCAGUUGCUUAUAAUAAAAGGGCAUCUAUGAUAACUUCUGAUGAUACAAAAUCUCUAUGUUCAUUGGGGGAAAAAAACCAGGUGAGGGUACAAGUCCCUGUAGCCUGCCUGUUAAGAGGGUCAGUGAAGAAGAGUGCCCUGCACAGCUAAUGGCAGUGGGGAACAUCCCCUCAACAGCAGUUUGGCCUCCAUAUCCUUUGUUUGGUGUAACUUCUAAAAUAUAUAUAUAUAUAUAUAUUUUAGAAGUCUGGAUAUAGUUUAAUUUUACCUGACUUGCUGUGAUCCCCUAGACAAUGAAGGGCUGAGAAACUAUUUUGCUGCCUUUCAUGGGGAGCUCAGAAUAAAAAGCUGGAGGAAUUUUAUUUUUUUUUUAAUAUUAACAAGUGUUAAAUCACAGCUAGAAUUCUUUGCAUUCCUCGGUUUCUAACAAAGGAGUGCAUAGUUACUGGGAGAUGGCAAACCUGUUUGAGUUGGUGAUUCCUGUGAUGCUUUCCUCAGUCCAACAUGAAUUUUUACAAGGCCACCUUCCUCCUUUUAACACUCAAGUUCCAGAUCAUAGGGCUUAGCAAUGGAGAGAGGAUCCCAACAGCCUUGUGCUUACCUGAUGAGCUCUCCAGGGAAACUGCCCCAUUAAAUGCUCCCCUCUUGUGACAACAAGCCUGAACUCCAAAUGCAGCUACAUUUGGAGUGGCAAGCACCACUUUCAUUUGGAUUUUUUAGGGAGGUGUGUUCCAAUAACUUCAAGGGAUACUGUGUUUUAAAUGUGUGGUUUCUUUCCUCUCUCCUUAUAAAACUGGACCUGAACACAAGUUUUGAGUUGUUGGGGUUUGUUUUUGUUUUGGGUUUGGUUUUUUUUGUAAUAAUCUCAGGACCUGAAAGAUUGUAGCAUUUAGUGUGUCUUAAAAAUGAUGUACUGUACCAGCCAUGGAUUUUGUAAAUACACCUGUCUCCCUUUUUUGUAUUUUAAUUUUUUAAAAGUGUGUAAGGCUCUUUGCCAGAGGAACUGGUGCCUGCUUUAUCUCCAUCCUGAACUGAAGCAGGAAAAGGAAGAAGCUGCUGCCUCAAAAGCCCGCGUCAGUUCCAAUGCGUUAUAUUGUUCUGGUCAGUUUAAUGGCUGUUAGUCUUUUGUUAGUUGGGAAGCUGGUUAGUUCCACAUUCCCAGUUGUGGCUAGCAGAGCCCUGUCAGGGAGGCUAAUUUUAACUCUCUUCUGUGUGACUACUUGACGUUUUCACUCCUUCCAGGUACUCAGGUUUCCUAUCCCUGAGCAGUCCAAUGCUUUCAGAGGUCAGGACUAUUGGCCCUCUGUGAGAAUAACUGGGAGAGCAUUUCAUUUUAUCAGUGCUCUGAUCCAAACACAGUCAUGGGGUUCGUAUCCUGCAAACCUUGCAGGGAACGCUGCCUUCACCUGUUCCGGAAGGGACUUGCCCUUUUCUGCUUUCCUGAAAGGAGCACAAGCUUUUUUAGGCAGCAGACUUUGCUCUGGGAUCCACCCUUGCCGGCAGACCCCUGUUCUGCAGUAGGAGCCUUACUCAAUUUGGCGUAGCUGUUCCCUGUCCCUGACUGCGACAGGCUUUUUCAUGAGUGUACUUUUCUGUUUUUCUAUGUGUCACGUGUCUGUGCUGUAUGAAAUAAAGAGGAAUGUACAUAUUA